This is a messenger RNA of Geosmithia morbida, 7152 nucleotides long. Its product is annotated as SANT protein. Gene Ontology annotation, cellular component: Set3 complex. Gene Ontology annotation, biological process: regulation of transcription by RNA polymerase II. NCBI's taxonomy places the organism in Eukaryota, Fungi, Ascomycota, Sordariomycetes, Hypocreales, Bionectriaceae. The annotation marks the transcript as partial. The record is from RefSeq and is a predicted model, not a curated record. The transcript is spliced from 2 exons.
GCGUCGAGAUACUCCCGUUAUGAAUCUGACCGCAGGUCAAGGUCCCCGAGAGACCGCUCCCCGGACCGCUUCGACGCUGAUAGGCGCCGCCCCUCGAUGGAUUUGAGGUCCAACUCUUCGACAUUUCCUCCAGGCCGCGACUCCUUCGCCGACGGCUCCAGGAGAGAGCCACCCAGGGGUCCCAGAGCUCUUCUGGCCGACCCUCCCAGCGGUCCAAGGGGAGGUUUCGGGGGCGAUUUCCGAGGACGUGGCCGCGGACGCGGACGGCCUUGGCCCUCCCGCGACGACAGCAGGGACCGGGGCCGGGACAGGGAUCUCGACUUUCGUGACCGUUAUCGCGACGACAGAAGCCGGGAGCGUGACCGCGAUCGCGAUCGUGACAGGGAACGUGAUCGUGACCGUGACAGGGACUGGCGUGAUUCCUAUAGAGCACGGCGAUCUCCUCCUGGCCGCCCCCGGUCGCCUGCCCGCGACUUCCGCGACCGAGACCGAGAUGUCGCCCCAGGCCUCGACCUUGACAGGCCGCGUCGAAACUCCAGAGAUGGCGCGCCCCUGGCUGGACUAUCGCCCGCCUCGGACUCGCAUUUCGGGGGACCACCCACUCGUGGUGGAUUCGGUCGCGAUCGUGGUCGCGGUCGUGGAGGAAGAGGUGACUGGGGCCCCGACCGGAACCGCGCAAGGAUCCCCUACGACGACAGAGGAGAUCGUUACCCCCGCAGUCGCUCCCAGGAGGGGCGAUGGGCGCGUGAGCGUGAUGACCGAGACAGGGGUGACCGCUACCCAGACACUGACGCCAGGCGAGACCCGCGUGACGACCGUGAUCGCCCUCCCGGAGACCGGGACUUGUUCCGGUCCAAGAUGGAAGCUCGCACUCCCGCUCCUCCCGAACCGGCACCUCCAGCCAAAGAGGUAUCGCCGCCGCCCGUCGCACCGUCCGCACCAGCCUUCGGGUCUGUGCCCAAUCGAUCCGACGGCCCCUCCGGUCCUUCCGGUGCCGCCAAGGUCCCUCCCACCGCCCCGAGGGCGUAUGGUGAUCGCCAAGGCUCGGCUCAGGAACCUCCCAGCGCCGCGUCAGGUCCCGACAGUCCAGCCAUACCCGUGGGACCUCGAGCUCAGCAGCAGAAGGCUUUGCGCCCCUCGAGCAAGCAGUGGAUUAACCCCAACCUUAAGAAGGCCCCGGACUCGCCCAAGAUGAUGAGGGCCCAGCCGCAUCCCCAGUACCGGCCUGGUAUGCCGACCGACCAGCCUCUAGAUGACAGGCGGCCUCGAAGUAGCGAUUCCAAGGCCGACGUUGACCACCACGCCGAUGCCACCGGUGGCAGGCGCUUGAGCCAGCAGAGCGCGGAGCCUGGAGAAAUCAUGGCCAUAUCAGAGGAGGAGACUUCGCCGGUCAGGCCCUCACCCGCUAAGCCCUCGCCCAUCAGGCCGGAACUCGAGGAGAGGAAGAAACGUCCCGGCGUGCCUGAGCAGCAGCAUCAGCAGCCGGAGACUGACCGUCCGUCCGGACCGGCGCUGCCGCCACCCGCCAAAAACGACGAGGUUUCCCAUAUGCGCCCCGCAUUGGCAGACCAGGAGAAGAAGGUGAAGAAGCUCAAGACUGAGGAGUCACCGGCGCCACCUGUCCGCCAGAGGAGACCGCCGGUGGUGAAGGCUGUCCGGUUUGCCGUGCCACCCCAGAGCGAGGAACCCAUGGACCAGGCAUCCGAGUCCGAUGACGACGAGGACAUGGCCGACUACUUCAACAUGGAGAUCGACAAGACGCAGGCUGAGCUCAGCAAGCUGCACAAGCCUAAGCUGCCUCUUGAGGUGGUUGCCCGCUUUGCGUCCAUGUCGCAUGGCGCCAUGGUCAGGAUACUAAACGACGGAGAAGGGCUGGUCAAGAUGAUGGGCGAGGUGCCCGAGCCUGUUGCCGAGCCUAUUGCUGCGCCUGAUCCAACGCCUGAACACGCCCCUGCUCCCGCUCCUACUGCCGAGCCCGCCGCCGAGCCCGCUCCCGCUCCUACUGCCGAGCCCGCCGCCGAGCCCGCUGCCGAGCCCGCUGCCGAACCCUCACAGAAGGUCCAAGAAAACGAAGCGUCUCCAGCUCCGGCUCCAGCUCGGGAAUUUCAAGGGAAGGGACCGUCCCCGGCUCCGACUCCGGAACCGUCUCUCAAUCUGAAGGUCCAGGAGAAGGAGCCAUCUCCUGCUCCUAUUCCAGUCGCCGAAGAGAAGGCCGAGGAGAAGGUACAGAAGGAGACGCAAGAAAACGUCCAGGAGGAGACCCGGGAGGAAGAAGUGUCUCCCGUUCCAGCCCCUGCUCCAACCCCUGCUCCAGCCCCUGUUCCUGAAGCUGUUUCUGAUACUGUUCCCAUGGAGCAGGAUCCCGUUCCCGACGCGACCUCAGAGGAUGAUGACACGGACAAGCAGCAGCAACUGCCGACUGAGAAGGUCGAGCCGGAACCUACUGAAGUGGCCAAGGAGGAGCCCGAGGCAGAAUCCAGGCUCGCAAAGUUGGAGAUUAAGCCUGUCGGUGAUGCCAUGGAUGUCGACGAUGAAGACCCCACCGCGGAUGCAGAGGCGCCGCUGCCUGUACCUGCGCCAGAGUCGGCGCCGGAGCCAGCCACGGAGCCAGCCACGGAGCACACCCAAGCCACGGAACCAGCGCCAGCUGCUGCUGACAAGCCACACGAGGAGAAGACAGCCCGUCAGCCUCCAGCAGGGAAGGCAACAGAGCAGGAGGAAAAACAAACCGAGAAGCCUGAAACUUCACAGCCGACAAAGUCCUGGCCGACCUUUAUAUCUACGGGUAAGCGGGUGGGUGAGCUUCCGACCGCAGAACAAAUACUGCCCAGGUCGAUCUCCUCAGCACCCUUGGAGACUCCCGACACUGGAUCUAAGCUGCCCAGCACACCGUCGCAAGUCGAAGACGAAGGGGACGAUGACGAAACUGAAUCUGAUGAGGAAGCCUAUGUUGACGUAGAGAACGUUCGUCAAUACGCCGAUACGCCGCCAGUCAAUAGCCUCCCCGACCUGAGCUCACAGCCCUGGCACGAUGACAGAAAUCUUCUCUCGACCUUUGACAGUGACCCAGCAGUUGACGACUACAUUCUCCAACAUCUCCAGACCAUCCACCUCGAGAAGACGACGGAGCAGGAAAAGUUUCAGAAGAAGUACGCCGACAACUAUAUGCAGUACCUCAAGUUUGCCCAAUCGAACGACCCUGCUGCUGCAAAGGGCCGGGACAAAUCUAGCGGAUCUUCCCUGCAGCCCGCUGUGCCACCGACCCCGGAGCCUAGAUCCGAGGGCAGGAGUGGACGACGGUUUGGCUCCGAGCGCGACCUGGAGCGGGUGCUGCAGGCUUCGAUGCGCGAGGCAGAUGAGAUGCGAGAGAGGGAGGAGAGGAUACAGAGGGAGAAGCACCGCGGUGACAAGGAGGCCGUCAUUCCCGAUAUGUACUGGGACGACGAGGAGAAGCAGGCGGUGCACUACAUCGACCACAGCGGCUUCACCCCUACCAACCGCCUGGUGUCGGCCUGGCGGGUACUGCCGCCCAUCAACAACUUCACCGAAGAGGAGGCCGAGCUGUUUGAGAAGCGCUACCUGGAGAUGCCGAAGCAAUGGGGAAGGAUUGCUGAGGCCAUCCCCAACCGGGACUUUGGUACCUGCAUCCAGUACUACUACCUCCGCAAAAAGGACCUCAACCUCAAGGACAAGCUGCGGAGGCAACCUAAGAGGCGCAAGAAAGGCGGACGUGGCAAGCAGAGGUCCAGCGCUCUGGUGUCGGAGCUUGGAAAUGCCGAGGCCGAGGGAGAGGACCACCACCACGAGGCCGGGGAGAAUGGAGAGAGCCGCCGGCGCCCACGCCGAGCCGCCGCGCCAACAUGGGGCUUCGAGCAGCCACCGGCGGAUAGCGAGAGCGGAACACCGGUCAGCACACCUGGUCGCCGCGGAGGCUCCGCCGCCAAGGCCGACGGGACCGAGAAGGUCGACGGCCGUAGGGGCAGGAGAAAGGGCGCCAAGGACAAGGAGGCCAAGGCGGCCAAGCCCAACCAAGCACUUGCUGCCACCGCUCCGGGCGGUGCGGGAACGGGAGCGGGAGCUACGGCCGCCACCUCCAAGUCCCGGGGCCGGCCCGAUAACAAGGGGACAACGGCAACCGACUUUCAGCAGGCAAUGUCAGGGGAGAUCCACCGUCUUCCGGCACACCACGAGCAACAGAAGCAACACCAACAGCUCCCACAGCAGCCGCAGAAAAGAGCGCAGCAGCAGCCACCACCACCACCACCACCACCGCCGCCGCCGCCGCCGCCCACGGGUAUCCAAGUGCCAUUUUCCAUUUCCCAACACCAGCAUCAGCCACCCCAAUUACAGCAACAGCAGCAGCAGCAGCAGCAGCAGCAGCAGCAGGCUCAGCCUCCACCUCCACCUCCGCCUCCUCCUCCUCCUCCUCCUCCUCCUCCUAUGCAGACCAUGGACCGCGUUCCUACCCAGCCGCCUCUAGGCCUACCUGCUGGCACCAUUGCCGACGUCAUAGCUGCGCCGCCCCUAAGGCCGGAGCCGCCACAGCAGCCGCAGCAGCCGUCCAUGACGACUUUCAACCUGGCACAGACGGGACAGCCCGAACGUAAGGCUCAGGCCCAGGCAUCUAGUUACUGGAGUGUGUCUGAGUCGAAUGACUUCCCACAGCUACUCAUGGCGUUUGGCUCCGACUGGACGGCCAUUGCCAACCAUAUGGGCUCCAAGACGGCUGUCAUGGUCAAAAACUACUACGUAAGGCAAAAGGACUCGGGCAAGGUAGAGUUGGAGGAUAUCAUCCGGGACGCCGACGCCAAGCGGUCGCGUGGUGAGAAGAGACCGGAUCCCCCACAGCCGUCGACAGGCGGACGAGGCAGGAGAUACGACUCGGCAGCAUCCAGUACUUCCAGGCCGCUGGCAGCAGCACCUGGAGCGUUGGAGCUUGCUCCCGAGCCGGUGCAGGCAAAGAGGGAGGUCUCGAUGUCCAGUCAGCAGCCCCCACGGGCGCAGCCGUACCCCGGAUUCGGAGUCCCCAUCGCACAAGCGCCGUCUCAGGUGCCGCCGGCGGGUCUGGCCGGCCAAAAGCCUCCGCUGCCGGUGCAACCCCAGCCGGCUGUGGUAUCGCAGUCCAUGUCACCUGCGGCGCAGUCCCUGCGUGCUCCUCCUUUGGGGCCGUACGGACUCGCUGAGCGCGAGCAGGACCCGGGCCCGCCGCCGCGCCAUGUCCACGCCGACAUGCCGCGACAUAUGCCGUCGGCUGGGCCACCGGCUCCUCACCCGGAGGUGCACAAGAUAGAGAUGGAAAUGAUGCAGAAGCAACAACAACAGCAGCAUCAACAACAACAGCAGCAGCAACAACAGCAGCAACAGCAGCAGCAGCAGCAGCAGCAGCAGCAUCAACAACAACAACAACAACAACAACAACAACAACAACAACAACAACAACAACAACAACAACAACAACAACAACAACAACAACAACAACAACAACCACAACAACAACAGCAGCAGCAACAGCAGCAGCAGCAGCAGCAGCAACAGCAACAGCAGAAGCAACAGCAACAGCAGCAGCAGCAACAGCAGCAGCAGCAGCAACAGCAGCGGGAGAUGGAGCAGCGAGAGAGGGAAAGGGAGGUAGAGAUGGAGUUGCAGCGCGAGCGCGAUCUCGAGAUGAUGCGCCAGGCUGAGAGGCAGUCGCUGCGGGCUAAGCAGGAGUCUGAGAUAGCGUCUCGUCACUACGAGGCCUACGGAGGACAUCACCGCCAGCCGAGCUACCCCUCGCCCAGGGACGUGGCGAGGGGCGACCCGCUGUCGCUCUCGAGGCACCCUCAGGAGCCGCCGCGUCACGGCGGUCCCCAGCCGUACCCGACGGCACCCCAGCCAUCGCACACUCCGCAGCCGUACAGGAGUCUCCUGGCAGACCCGCCGCCUGCACAGUCGCCGCCGCCCCUGGCGCCACCCAUAUCCCGGCCCAUGUCGGCACUGCAGCACAGGCAGUCGGGCUCCAUGUCGGACAUUUACCAGGCCCCCGCGCCGCAGCCGUCGUCGACACCAGUGCAGGCCUCGUCGGGCCUGCCACCUCCUCGACCUGCUGAACCUAGAAAGUCCAACAUCAUGUCGCUUCUCAACGAUGACCCUGCCCCGCCGUCCAAGCGUGUCAACGACGUGUCCACACCUCCACCGCAAAGCAUGGGCCGAGCACCGCCGCCGCCUCCUAUUCAACAGAUCCAGGCGCCAGCCCCCUCGCACCUGCGGCGGGACUCGGAGGUGCAGUACGCAUCGUCCCCCUACAGCCGGCCGCCGUCGACGGCGGCCGUCGCCAUGCCGUCUCUCAAGCCGACGGCGUACAGCGCGUCGCCCGGACCGGGAUCACGCUCGUCUCUGGGCAUGGCCGUCGAGUCGCCUUCGUCAUCUUCAGACAGGGACUACUUCCGCGCUGCUCAGGCGUACCCACCCCCGCCGCCGCAGCACCCGUCCAUCAGCCGUACCGACUCGCCUGCCCAGGCAGCGCAGCAUCGGUACGCGCCACCGCCGGCACCCCCGCAGGCCGGGCAAGCGCAGUACCAGGCUCCUAGCGGGUACCCGACGCCCUACGGCUCUGCGGCAUCGCAGCCUCCACCGACCCACGCCUCGUCUCCUCCGCCGGCAUUCUCCCUGCACGGGAACCCAGGCCCGAGGUCCCGAGAGCCACCAUCUGCACGGGACUCGUGGCCGCAGCAACCUCAGCAGCAGGCUGGUGGUGGAUCGUGGUCGUCGCAGCCCAAGGCCUCGGGCACAUGGGCCUCGCACCCCAACCUCCGCGACGAGCGCGUCAUGUACGCCUCCCAGCAGCCGCAGGGACGGUACGCGCCACCGCCACCGCCUCCGUCAUCCAGACCGGCCGACACGGUGCCGCCGGCUCAGGCCUACCCACGCUACGCGUCUACCCCUCAGCCCCGAGAUCCGCGCGACAUGGCACCUGCUAGAAGCUACACGCCAGUUGGGUACGAUGGCAGAGCGCCACCGCCAUCCGGUCCCGGUCAGGGGUACCCUCCCCCCGGUGGUCCGCCUGAUCCUAGGGAUCUGCAGCUCAGAGAUGGGAGGGAUCCUCGCGACGUAUUGACUAGGGGACUCAGGCCGCAGGAGUAUGACAGACAUCCUGAUCCAUAUGGGCGAUAG